GGCCUGCCGUGGUGGAGGAGGGCGGGCCGUGAACGCACCGAAGCACAUUUUGGACACUAAACUGACUGAUGCGACAUUACACACGCAGCGUGGACUCGGCGUGAUUUCAGCAUCGUUUAACGAGCUUUGCAUUGAUUGAAUGUGGAUAGCAUGCACAGCUCGGGGUGGAGCGCAGGCCCAGGGUGCUGUCUGAAAGCUGACCUCGGGUAAACCCUCAGAGGCUCGGCAGACUUUGGAGAUAUUCUGCAGAGGUGUUUUUUUUUUUUUUUGGCGCAGCACGGAAACUCUGGCGCAGCGUAAAGAGGGGAUGAUCUCCUCAUCCAGGGACCAGACAGGCCACUGAGUGAAACCACGACCGUGCGAGGGGCUCUGGACAGCGGGUGCAAGAUGAUGUCCCUGAUAGAUCUGGACGAUGAUCAGCGGUGGGUGCCGACUCAUGUGAAUGUCACCGUCCUCCGCGCAAGGGGACUGCGAACCAAGGGCAAGCACGGCAGCCGCUACCUCUACACCAUCAUCCAGGUGGGCAAGGAGAAGUACACCACCGGGCUGGUGGAGAAGGCGGACGUGCCCGAGUGGAACGAGGAGUGCUGCUUCGAGCUGCUGCCGGGGAUCCUGGAGGACGGCGGCCGGAGCGCGUACCCACCCGGGAGCGGAGACCUGGUGCUCACCGUCAUGCACCGGGUGCUGAUCGGACUGGACGUGUUUCUGGGGCAAACCGUCAUCCCUCUCGAUAAGAUCUUCCAGGACCAAGCGUGUCCAAGAGACGAAUGGUUCAAGCUCAACUCUAAGGCUGGAAGGAAGGAGAAGGAACGUGGUGAUCUUCAGGUGACCGUCCAGUUCACUCGCAACAACAUGACGGCCAGCAUGUUCGACCUCACCAUAAAGGACAAACCUCGCUCUGCGUUCGGAAAGCUCAAGGAUCGCGUCACGGGGAGGAAGCGGGGGGACAUGGAGUCUUCCUCGGCCAUCGUUCCAGGCCGCUACGCCGCCCUGUCGGGAUCUCUGGGGCAGCCGUUUGGAGAGGAGGGCGGAGGGAUGGUGGAGCCACAAAAUGUGGAGGUGGUGGAGGAGAAGAGGAGCAAGAUGAAGGAUUUCUUCAAAGGAAGGCUGCGGAAGUCGUCGGACACCAGGUCGUGCUCAUCGCUGGCUUCAGACAGCAGUGUGUCUUCCAUGACCAGUGAUAACCUCGGUCCCCCACCCAGCCUGGAUCUGCUGUCAGACCCUCCCAGCUCCCCGAUCUACACGAGCAAAGUGAGAGUGGACUCAGAUUUAGCUAAAAAAGUGCUCACCAGUCAGCACACCACAAAGGUUCUCACACACAAGCGAGCCUUCAGCGACGAAGCUAGUAAGAUCACAACAGCCUUCCCACGAUCAAAUGUUGCAGUGGAGUCUCUCAAAGGUCAGACCAUGACUCAGUCCAAGUCCUCCCUGUGCAUAAAUGGAAGCCAUGUCUACGACUCUGAGCCAUCGACUCCAAAGAGCUCCGGAGCGCUGCCGUCUAAACUGGUUCUGCUAGAGAAAUGCUCCCCGCUCUCUCGCUCCCUGCAGAACCUCACCAAAAGAAGUGAGGAGAAAGGUUCCUUUGCAGAGGGCCGACGCUGGUCCUUUGACAAGAUGAAGAAAGACGAAAAGGAUGAAGAAAAGGAAGCUCAGGCGUCGUCUCCCCCAGUCCAGCAGGCUCAGAUAGGGGGUCGCCCUGUGCAGGCAGCGACGCCAAUCGUCGCCUCCGCUGCUGGUUCACCUGACAAAGGGAGGAAGCUCAGAAAGACGUUAUUCUCUGGAGGGAGGAGUGAUUCUCUCCCAGCUAAGUCAGACUUAAACCAGGCUGGUUCUGCUUCUGAGGGGAGGCUCAGAGGUUGGUUUGGCUCUGGUGACUCCCAGAACAAGCCGAGGCUGGAAGUUUCUCCUAAGGUAGAAAGCAGCUCAGAUGUUCCCCCUCCCCUCCCUCCUCGCUCCCCUGUACCUCCUCAGUGCUCCUCACCCUCCGCCUCCCCCGCCGGUCAUGUCUCACCUGACGACUGCAGUCACACCAACCUCUUCACCCCUUCUACCUCCCCCGCUUCAACCCCCAUCUCACCCUCCAACCCUUUCCUCCCACGUAUGCAGCGCAACCCCUUUUUUGAGGAGCUCAUAGCGGAAGAGUUGCAGAAGUCGCCUCCUUUUGCGCCUUGCUCCUCUUCUGGCUCAUUCCCCUUUCAUUACACCACUCUGCCCGCUCAGCCCUGCACACCCGGCACUGCUCACCAAGUUAGUGCUGCAAACGUGGUUUCCAUAAAGCGAGAGCGCCCCAGGCCAGUGGCUAGGCAGGUUUCACUCCCUGCAUUAUUACCCAAAGCAGUCACUCCGAAUUCCCCCAACCACUCUGCCCCUCGCUCGAUGUCGGAGAGUGCGGGAGAAUGGGACGAAUCGUUCGAUGCCUUUGCCUCCAGCAGGCUCAACUCACCUAAAGGCAGUCUUCCUCCAGACGAGCUGAGAAGCAGCCCCACUUCAUCACGUAAACGUAGCUAUCCGCUACUUAAUAACAAUGCCAAUACUUAUGCACAAGAACUGCAAACAUGUCAAGAGGAGCCUCCACCUUUGCCUCCGAGGAGACCUUUAAGAACUUCAGUGCAUGAUAUUUAUUCUGAUGGCUGGCUGCAUAGAGGUCAGGAGCUAGCUGUCCAUAAAGAAGCCUACCUCCUCUCACAGACUGGUGUGGCCUCGUUACAACGCGGAAAAGAAGGCGAAUGUAAAAGGAACAGUGUAUCUCCAGACCCGCACACAAGCAGCGAGACCUCUGACUCACUCAGCGUCCACUCCCAACCCUGCACAAACAGGAUUUCUCCAGGAUUCAGGCCAGAAGAGAAGCUCAAAAAGUUCAAAUAUGAGCCUUUAGAAGAUGAAACUGAUUGCUGGGGAGGGAUGUUAUUUGAGCAGGACUUGUAUGGACGAGUGUGUAGAGGACAUUAUGGACAAGCCAAAGUAAGCAGUCAUCGAUUGUCAUUGAAUGCUGAGGAAACUACUGGAAACAGGAACACAUCUAAGAACUCAGGACCUAAAAUGCUUCUCGAUAGUGAGAUAUCUGUCACAGACCUUUUGAACAUGUCAUCUACUGGUCCAUCAAAGGAUGGACCAGUAGAUGUAAAGGUACUAGAUACUUCUUCCACUCCAGUAGAGGAGACGGUAGAACCCAAUCCACCUGAAACCCUAUGCAUCAACAAUAACAUUUCUUUCUCUCUAACUUUAGGAGAUCUCAACAUGAAUGUGAAUAAUUCAGACUUUGGUUUUAUUGAUUCUGAUGGAUCUUCUCAAUCAGAGGUAGCCGAUACUCUCAAAAGCAUCCACAGUUUGGCCGGAGCUUUUCCACCGGAAGAUACACAGAUAGGUGUUUACCAUGAGAAGACCACACCUGAGGACAUGUUCACUUUAAAGGACACCUACAUACCUGAGAUGAACUCCUCGUUUGAAAUAAUUUCUAAUAAACUGUGCAAAAUAGCUCCAGUUUGCCAAGACAACUGCCAAGACUGUCGUUGUGAACUGAAUAAUGUGCCACCACUCGGUCACUCCAGGGUGAACAGCCGCAGGGUUUCUGCUUUGGUGUCAGAAAAUCAAACAUCUGAUUCAACCGAUGCUGAAACAGGAUACAGAAAAGAAAAAGGAAGAAGUGAGGAGUAUUUUAAAAAGACACAGAAGGACAUUGAUGACAAUGGCAAUCCACAGGCCAAGUUAGCCAAACUUAACCAGAUGGAGUCAUUUCCAGGGGUGGUUAGUGCACGUUUCAGACCAAAAGGACUGUCUCGACAGAGCAGCAGUGACAGCCCAAACAGCCGAAGCAAAAGCGGAGACAGAGAGUUUGAGCAGUUUUUAUGCCUCGUUCAAAACAUUUCCGAAGUCAGCGAAGGACCGUUGUCCUAUCAGCCCACUAAAUCAGCUCUGUCUUCCUUACAGGCGUUAGAUAAGCAGACAGAUUUGCUGCAUGGUAGCACCAUUAGUGACCAAACACAUCGCGGAGAGUCUAACACACCGUCACAAAUGUCUUCAACGGAUAACACGACAGCAUGUCUUCCAGAAAACACCACUGAGAUCAGUUUUGAAGACCUCCACGCAAAAGUAGCGCCGAACUCGAGAACCCCUUCUAAGACAAAGAUUGGGCAAUCUUUGCAAGAGCCUGAACCCUGUCCUCCCUCCAUCCCUAAUGCACUCUCCCUGUCAGAUGAUACCCCUGUCUGUUGCCCCUCCAUACAACCCUCAAGCACAGGGCCGAGUGCUGGAGUCAGCACUACGCUGGCUGUGGCCCCCUACACCUCCUCCUACUCUACCACCUCCACCACUGACCAGCUCCUGGUCGCUGCACGGCACUCACUUUUGCCUGAGGAGACACAGCCAGCUAGCAACCUGCCCCGUCAGGAGAGCAGAUCUCAUCCAGUGAAGCCGUUGACCUCCAGCCAGUCCGACAAGAAGGAGAGUCGCUCUGUUCUGGAGAAGCUCAAAUCUACCAUCCACCCUGGACGCACCACCCAUCAGGUCGCUGCUGAACCUGAGAGAAGUCAGGAGGUGACGGUGGACACUUCGGCUCAGUACCAGCACCUGACCAACAUGGAGCUGAUCUCCCUGCUGCUGCAGCAGGAGAUGGACAUGCAGAAGCAGCAGGCGGCUUCGGAGCGUCAGGGGAUGCAGCUGGAGAAAUGUGAGGCCGAGCUGAAAAAGGUCAAGGCGCAGGUCCGAGACCUGGAGGACUAUAUUGAUAAUCUGCUGCUGCGGAUCAUGGAGCAGACGCCCACGCUGCUUCAAGUGCGCUCUAGACACAAGUGACGGCAGUGCUAGCGUGCGUUUGGUGUGUUGCACCGGAUGUGUGAGCCUCUGGAAUAUUGUCUCCUUGUGCUCAAAACACGGAGUUCUUAUUUAUGGCUGGGAGUCGUUCUUCUAGAGGCUGUUACAGUCGAACAAAUGCUCCACAAAAUCUCACAAUCAUCCAGGUCUUCUCUCUGCUGAUACUGCCCUGUUGAUGUAGACACGAUGUUACCCAACAUGCAUGCUGGUUACGAUCCUAAUCUGGCACAAACAAAAAACUCUACAAUGAGAAAAAGCUUCUAUCAAAGCAGCUGCAAAUGAUUGUUUUACCCAUGCUUAGUAGAAUACGCAGUCAGCUGUCGUCAGUUUAGCGUCACUGCUUUCACACUUGCAUAGAAUAAAGUGCAGACUAGAGAAACUCUUUUUGGAAGCGCAUUCGUUGUGCUCUUCAGGGUCUAAAUAUGACAUUAGCUCAAGUAACCAUUAAAAUCUUGAAUUUACAGCAAAAAAUGACAUUUUGAUACACCGUUUUCAGACAGUUUUAUCUCAAACACUUCCAUGAAAUUCCACACAGGUUAACUCGAGCUAAUGACAUAUUUUCACGUAGAAUUUAGGAAUAAAAUAAAAUAGCAACACAUAAAAUACCGCUUUGCAAUGUGAACAAUAUAAAAGACAUGUUUCUGCAUUAACAUUGCUGUAUGAUGAGCAAAUAAAGCAACAUUCAUGAUUUGACAAAAAAAGCUGAAAAGGAUGAAGAGUUGCUUUGUUUUUUUUUUUAGUUUUUUAAAAACUAAAUAUUGUCCUUUCCCCCAAAUUACAAGCUAAAACAAUGAAUGAAUGUUUUAAUAUAUUUGUAAGUUUUUGUUGUUGAUUUUUUUUCAUCAGAAUAGUAGCAUUUGACUGUAGGAAUAACAAAAUAACAUUGCAGUGAAUAAGAGUACCAUAAGUUAUUUCUAUCAAAUCCUUUUGUCCUGAUAAUAUAUUCUCUAAUGCCACUCUAGCACCACUGUAGCUACUUGCAAUGCUUUACAUGACCGCAGUACUGUACUGUAAUAAAAUAAAAUGCACACGAA
Amphiprion ocellaris (clown anemonefish) is the source of this 5843-nucleotide messenger RNA. It is a transcript of the gene rab11fip5b, whose product is annotated as rab11 family-interacting protein 1. The transcript is spliced from 6 exons. Gene Ontology annotation, biological process: regulated exocytosis. Lineage: Eukaryota; Metazoa; Chordata; Actinopteri; Pomacentridae. Gene Ontology annotation, cellular component: mitochondrion; recycling endosome; phagocytic vesicle. The record is from RefSeq and is a predicted model, not a curated record. Bases 388 to 4791 code for a protein of 1467 amino acids. Gene Ontology annotation, molecular function: small GTPase binding.